This is a messenger RNA of Alosa alosa (allis shad), 2722 nucleotides long. RefSeq lists its product as uncharacterized. Lineage: Eukaryota; Metazoa; Chordata; Actinopteri; Clupeiformes; Clupeidae. Gene Ontology annotation, cellular component: nucleus. Gene Ontology annotation, biological process: protein polyubiquitination. Gene Ontology annotation, molecular function: ubiquitin conjugating enzyme activity. The record is from RefSeq and is a predicted model, not a curated record. The transcript is spliced from 19 exons. The coding region runs from base 45 to 2429 and encodes 794 amino acids.
AGCAGUUUCUCAAGGCAGACAUCCAGCCCUCUGUGCAGCAGACUAUGAAGGGCUUGAGUGUCUUCUUUUCAUCUUUGUACUCCACUAGAAUGAAAGAACAUGGUGAAAAAUCGAAAAAUGUGGUGGCGUAUAUCCGCAAACUCACUGGAUGUCAUGCCCUGGCUCAGAUUCUGCAUCAGAUGAUAUGCAGGAAUGAAACUGGGACCAACAUACAAAAGAUCGCACUUGUGGAGGGACUAUACUUCCUUUUCAGAGAACUGUUACCUAGUCGUACGUCAAAAUCACAGAGUGACGUAAUCAUUGAAGACAAUGAAGUGUUUGAGUACUCACCUGAAUGCUGGGCCUACCUGUUGUCUCAGUCUAAGGAGGAGAGCAUAGAGCAUGAGAACUUUGCUCCCGUGUCAUUGGUUUCCCCCACCACAAGGAAACGUUUUUCAGAACCAGUGCGGAUUGCCAACCUACCAGAAAUUUGUGAACGAUCUGUUGUUCUGCAGGCAAUUGAAGAUGGGGAAAAAAUGCCAAACUGCACGCUGGAAGAUAUGAGGCUGUCAAUCAAGAGGAACACCUACAUGGAAAAAAUCCUACUCAGCAUCCCACCGAUGAUUAAGAGAUUUCCCUUGUGGCUCUCCUAUGAACAAGUGACUUCCAGCUGCAACUUUAGGAUCAAUCCAGAGAAAUCAUUUUCUCAGAUGAAGGAGGAUUUGGAUUCAUAUCCACACUUGCAAGUCACUCCCCCAUUGCAACCGUUAAAUUUUUUUGUCGAAGCACCAUGUCUUAUGUAUCUCAAAGUGGACAACCUUGGUGUGUAUGCUCAGAACUCCAAAGGAGGCGUGGGAGUUUACAUUUUCAAUUGCCUUGAAGGGAAAACGGAGGCUGUGGAGUUAGUGAAACUGGCAAAACAACUGGGAGAUGAGAGAACAGAUCAGACAGUCAAGAUAACCAGAACCCCUAAAGAGGCGAUAAUGGUUCUAUUGGAUACAAGUGGCUCUAUGAAAGAAGAAUGCUACUCAAACGUUGACAUGCCAAAGCUUGAUGCUGUGAAACAGCUGUUUGAUGCCUUUGCAAACAGAAGUAUGGCUUAUGACCUGCCCCAUCUGAUGAGUUUGGUGACUGUGGGGAGAGAAGUCAAAAUCAUCCACCCAUUUACAGAAAACCUGGAGGUGUUCAAGGAACAUGUGCAUAGUCUUCAUGCAUCAGGACCAAAGCCACUAUAUGAUGCAUUGCAUCUAAGUAUUUCUGAACUAUGCAAAAUGAAAAUGAGAUUUCCAAAUUGCCUGCUACGUGUCAUAUGUUUAACUGACGGAAAUGAUUACCUGUCCACAAAGAAUCCUGUUGAUAUUGCAAAUAUGGUAAAGAGUUCCAACAUUGUUGUUGAUAGCAUCCUUGUUGGAAAAGUUACUAACAAUGUGUUGCAUGGGAUCAGCAAUGUAACAGGAGGUUGCUGUUUUCAACCAGACACAAGCAAAACGGCUCUGAAGCUCUUUGAAAUGGAAACAGUCCUGUCUCUGGAAAGCAGGAAACUCAAGCCAAAAUCUACAUCAGCCAUCCAGACUUUGGAUGAGCUAACAAAAUUGUUUGCCAUCUGUGGCUAUGAUGACAAACCACAAGUGAAAUUCCCCAAAGCAGUAGAGAGUAAAGUUGUGGCGACUGAAGAUGCUUUGAAGAAAAAGAUUCUGGAAUCCAAAACGACACGCUUCAUGGAGAAGGACCGACGCAUCAUGGAGGAGCUGAAAAGCCUGCACUGCGAUCCCCAUCCCUACUGUUCAGUCUUCCCCUCAGACACGGACUUCACGUUUUGGAAGAUCCUGAUAAAGGGCCCUCCAGACACUCCGUAUGAGAACGGAGUUUUUGAACUCUACUGUCAGUUUGGUGACGCCUAUCCAGUGAAACCACCUCUAGUGCGUUUCAUCACACCUGUGUACCACUGCAAUGUGAACAAUGUUGGACGAAUCUGCCACAACAUAUUUGAUCGUAACUACUCUGCUAACGUCACCAUGAGAGAGAUCCUGAAUGCAGUGUACGGCCUCCUCAUAGUCCCAGAGCCUGAUGAUCCUUUAGACAGUGUCCUAGCAGAAGAGUUUAUGUCCAACCCAGACAAGUACAAAGAAGAGGCCCAGAAAAACACAGAGGCCUCUGCAAAUACAACGAUAGAUGACAUGGAAAAGAAACUGCUGGGUUCAGAUGCUCAACAGUCAUUUGUGCCCCCUCACUUGAUAUGCCCGCUGACAAAGAAAAUGUUUAUUGAUCCUGUAAAAACAACGUAUGGCACUGCCUACGAGCGAGGAGCAAUCGAAAGUCACCUGAAGCAAACUAAAACGGACCCUAUAUCUGGCGCCCCUCUGAAUGAAAACUGCCUGAAGCCAGAUAAAGACCUGAAACGUGCUGUGCUAAAACAUCGAGUCGAUCAAAUCGAGGAGACAUGGGUGUGAAUCAAACAGUCAGGAAAGUCAGGGUCAUCCUUUAAUGACAACUGACAAUAUUUGGCUCAUUCCAAUAACAGUAAUCAUAAUAAUAUUAGAACAAUAUUUGUAUUAUGUGUAUUAUAUUAUAUAAUCAUACAUACAAGUGAUUAUUUGAUGGCGGCAUACAGUGAAAUCAGUAAUUUUUAAACAGAUUAUUAUUUUAGAUUAUUAGAAUGUUUUUUGUCAAAAUUGGGUGUUGGGAUGGAUAAGCUUGGGGUAGAUAUGUGUAGGGUAAUGAUUGUAGCUGUGCCUGUUAGGGG